AUGAUUCCCUCCAGAGCAAUUGCGCGGUCUGCGCUCCCACGUGCUGGACGCUCAAUCCGCGUAGCCCGUCGACAACAGACCCGCUUGCAGUCAACUUCAGGACCGACGGCAAGCUCAAGUAGCUCUCAUUUUGGAGCUGGUGUCGCCGGUGGUUUGGCUGGCGCCGCCUUGCUUUACGGCAUCUACUCCUUCACCCCCGCCGGUCGCACUGCGGGAAAGCUCAACCAAGCUGCGAAGGAGGCAGAGAAGAAAUACGAGGCAGCUGCGAAGAAGCUUCAACAGAACACGCCGACAGCUGAUCAGGCUGUCGAUGCCAUCAGACAAUUUGCCUACUCAUACGUGGGCUGGAUACCCGGCGGCCGCUCCUACGUGGAUGCUGCUUUCAAUGAUUGGGACACCGUCCGGAAGAAUCAUCGCGAAGAAGCGGAUCAGAUCAUCAACGAUGCAUACAAGCAAUUCCAGGAAGUGUCCAAGUCAGGAUUGAGCUUGGAGGCGGCUUCCAAAGCCUACGAUGCCCUCGCAGACCUUUCCAAGAAGAUUGCGAACCUCUCCGGCGACGCCUUCUCAGACAUCAUUGACAACCAUCCACAACUGAAAGAGAAACUGGGCGGGAACAUUGACCAACUAAAGCAGAUGGGCGAACAAUACGGCCCGGAAGCAAAGAAGCAAGUCGAUGAGACAUGGAGCCAGAUCAAAGACAUAAUGGCCGGUGGUUUCAGUGCUAGCAGCUUGGCCAAGGCACGCAAGGUCAUUGACGAGAAGGUGCAGAAGAUCAAGGAGCUCGGAGACCAGGCAUGGCAGAAGGCUCUGGAAGAGGCCAAGCCUUUUCUCGACAAGAACCCUAAAGUCAAAGAGCUGGUGGACAAGAACGCAGAUGCCCUGAAGCAGGGCAACGCCAAGGAGCUUUUCGACAAGGCUCGAUCUGCUGCUGAGUCUGGCGAUCUCGGCGAUUUGGAGAGUUACAUAAGCAAUGCCACAGAGAAGGCGAAGUCAAAGGGAUCCGAGCUCGCUAGUGGAUCAGGCUUAGAAAAAUACCUGAAGAUGAUUCCACAGGGUGAUGAGAUUUUGCCGAAACUCCAGGAACUUGGUCAGGUUGCUGAGAAGCACAAGGAUGAAGGAGAGAAACUAUUCAAGGAAACUGUAGAGGAAUUGAAGAAGGUCCUCGAUGACAAAGCCCAAAAGGCUCAAAAGAUCCUGGACAAGGCCAAAAAAGACGCUUAA
Phaeoacremonium minimum UCRPA7 is the source of this 1221-nucleotide messenger RNA. RefSeq lists its product as hypothetical. NCBI's taxonomy places the organism in Eukaryota, Fungi, Ascomycota, Sordariomycetes, Togniniales, Togniniaceae. The coding region runs from base 1 to 1221 and encodes 406 amino acids. The record is from RefSeq and is a predicted model, not a curated record. The transcript has a single exon.